AAGAAAAGUUCAUAUAUUUUUCUUCUCUCUCUCUCUCUCUCUCUCCUGCUUCUUCCUGUUACCUCCAACGUCCUUCUUCUGCUUCUUCUGCUUCUUCUUCUUCUUCUUUCUUUUACUUUUUCCUCCGUGAUUGUGAUUCUGAACAACAACAUUUUUCCAAAAAAGGGUACCAACUCUUAAAAAUUGCACAAGGGAGGGUCCAAUUGGUUCUCUCCCAUUUUCACAAACACACGCACGCAAAACAAGGCAUCAUUUUUCUCUCUUUCUGAUCCCAAAAUGCGUUUCCCUCUUUCUUUCUUUCUUUCUUUCUUCUCCGUAAUUCAAUGUAACUGAAGUUUUCUUUCCCCCUCAGAUUCCUUCCUUCCCUUCCAUGUUUCUCCGGGUCCAAAGCUUAAACCUUUAAACCUUUUGAAGAUUGAAAAUUUUCUGCAUCACGGAGAUUUCGGGCACCACCCACAAGAGGAAGAAAGUGGGUCUUCUUUUUUGAUAAAAGAAGUUUAUAUCUUUGGCUUCAAUUUGCCCCCUUUCUAAUUUUCACCUUGUUGGGUUGGUUCUUAAUAUCAGUGCCUCUUCUGAAGCACAGAAUCUGAAAGAGGGGUUUCAGAGGGAUUUCCAAUUCUUUUCUUUUUUGAUAAUCUCUCUCUCUCUCUAGAAAGUGACAGGAGAAAGAUCUCUUCCUCUUGUUAGAGAGGGUUCUUGAGGGUUUUUUUUCCCAGCUGAGUGGUGAAAAUGGUGGCUAUGAGGAACAUUGUGCUUUUGUUGCUUUGCAUCACUGUUGUUGCUCCAAUUGUUCUCUAUACCGAUCGUCUUGGCACCUACAAGUCACCAUCCACCAAGGAAGAGUUUAUUGAAGAUGUUACUGCUUUUGUAGGUGCAGGUGACUCUGGCCAUUUGAAUCUGCUUCCUCAGGAAACUUCAACAGCUCUUAAAGAGCCUAUUGGGGUUGUAUACACUGAGGACUUAACCGAAACAAAGAAUUUGCCUCGAGAGAGGCCGAUGGUGGUUGAAUCAAGGGAACAUGUGUCGGCACGGGUGCUGUCAACUACAACUGAGGAAGAUCAAGGUAGAAAGGAGAGCCUCAUUAGACUGGUGACUGACAAGCAAGGGAAUGAAGGGAACACCUUGGAGAAAGCUGAUGGCGGUGGGGGCGAAAAUGUAAACAGCGAAGAUGCUAUUGAUGUUGAUGACAGUGAUGCAAAGCUCACUAAAUCAGAUCGUGCUUCUGAUCGCGAGUCUCAAGUUAAGGAUAUUAAACAGGAGCCGCAAGCAACUAUCGCCUCCAGCAACAUAAACAAGAAAAUUCUCUCAGGGGAAACCAAUAAGCAGAAAGAACAAAUGCCACCAGAUGCUAAGGUACAGCAACUCAAAGAUCAACUCAUCCAGGCUAAAAUCUUUCUUUCCUUGCCAGUAGUAAAAAGCAACUCCCAUCUUACACGGGAACUACGACUACGGGUAAAGGAAGUUUCACGAACACUUGGAGAUGCAAGCAAAGAUUCUGACUUACCUAGGAAUGCAAAUGAGAGAAUAAAGGCGAUGGAACAAACUUUGUUGAAAGGGAAGCAAGCUCAAGAUGAUUGUGCUGCUGUUGUGAAGAAGCUUCGGGCUAUGAUCCACUCAACAGAGGAGCAGCUCCAUGCACACAAGAAGCAGACUUUGUUCUUAACACAAUUAACAGCAAAAACAUUGCCAAAAGGUCUUCACUGUCUUCCACUGCGCCUUACAACUGAGUAUUAUAGCUUGAAUUCUUCUCAGCAACAGUUCCCCAAUCAAGAGAAGUUAGAAGACCCUCGACUAUACCAUUAUGCAAUAUUCUCAGACAACAUAUUGGCUGCGGCUGUUGUUGUGAAUUCAACUGCUAUUAAUGCUAAGGACACCUCAAAGCAUGUUUUUCACAUUGUUACCGACAGACUCAAUUAUGCAGCAAUGAGGAUGUGGUUUUUGGCAAAUCCACCCGGCAAUGCAACCAUUCAGGUUCAGAACAUUGAAGAUUUUACAUGGUUGAAUGCAAGUUAUAGUCCUGUUCUUAGACAGUUGGGCUCUCCAUCCAUGAUUGAUUAUUACUUCAAGACUCACCGAGCAACUUCUGAUUCAAACCUGAAGUUUAGAAAUCCAAAAUAUUUAUCUAUCUUGAAUCAUCUCCGUUUCUACCUGCCUGAGAUCUUUCCAAAGCUCAACAAGGUGCUGUUCUUGGAUGAUGAUAUAGUUGUGAAGAAGGAUCUGACUGGUCUUUGGGCAGUUGAUCUGAAAGGCAAUGUAAAUGGUGCUGUAGAAACUUGUGGAGAAAGUUUUCAUCGAUUUGAUCGUUAUCUUAACUUCUCCCAUCCUCUUAUCGCAAAGAAUUUUGACCCGCGUGCUUGUGGGUGGGCAUAUGGUAUGAAUAUAUUUGAUUUAGCCGAAUGGAAGAGGCAAAACAUCACAGAGGUGUACCACAACUGGCAGAAUCUGAAUCAUGAUAGACAGCUGUGGAAGUUAGGAACACUGCCACCGGGUCUCAUAACAUUCUGGAAACGAACUUUCCCGCUGAACCGAUCUUGGCAUGUCCUGGGUCUCGGCUACAACCCCAAUGUCAACCAAAGAGAUAUUGAUCGCGCUGCCGUUAUCCACUACAAUGGCAACUUGAAGCCAUGGCUUGAGAUAAGUAUUCCCAAGUUCCGAAGUCAUUGGACAAAGUAUGUCGAUUAUGAUCAUGUGUAUUUGCGAGAAUGCAACAUCAACCCAUAGAGAUGUGUCUUCUUGGUACAUUAAACCACUGAUUGAAGUUUUCUUGGCACUAGCCAUGCCGCAAUGCACCGCAUAGGUCUGCAAUUUCAUGUGUAGGGCUUCUAAUUUUUUGUUAAAGCUUUACAAUUCUUUUUGUAUUGGUUUUCCCUGUUUUAUGUCAGUAUUUUUUGGAUUUGGUCAUAGUAGAGAUUAAGAGUAAAACCAUUGAACCUUGAUCACUUACCAGCAGAGAUGCUAACUGUACUUGUAAAUGAAAAUAGCUAUUUUUAAGUUCUCUCCUCUUUGCCUCUUUGUUGUAGCUUGUACCCUACCAUUUCCCUAAACAGUUCCUUUGUCUUGUAGUUGUACAAUUCCUUGUUCUUUUAUUGAAGUUGACACUCUUUUCAAUACCCUUAAUGGAAUUAAUCAUUUUUUAA
Arachis stenosperma is the source of this 3137-nucleotide messenger RNA. Its product is annotated as probable galacturonosyltransferase 4. The record is from RefSeq and is a predicted model, not a curated record. NCBI's taxonomy places the organism in Eukaryota, Viridiplantae, Streptophyta, Magnoliopsida, Fabales, Fabaceae. Gene Ontology annotation, molecular function: polygalacturonate 4-alpha-galacturonosyltransferase activity. The coding region runs from base 730 to 2721 and encodes 663 amino acids. The transcript is spliced from 8 exons.